AUGGACGAAUUCUUCGUCCAACUCGCCAAAGAGCGCCCCCAACUGACACACGAGGACAUUCGUAACGCAGCGCAACGUCUUCCGUUCAAACAGCACAUGCUGGACGCCAUUCGACUCGCAGUGGAUGACUUCGGAGCCACAUGCAAGAUCGUGAGUGACUCCACGGUCUUCGGCGUUCAGAGCUUUCUCGAACGUCACGAUCUGGUCGGUCGAGUGAGUGAGGUGGUGGCCAACCCGACGCACUUUGAAGACGGAGGCAAAGUGUUGAGAGUGAGGCCUAACCAGGGUGACCAUGUCGCUCCACAUGGCUGUCAAGACUGCGCCACCAACUUGUGCAAAGGUGUUGUGCUGGAUCGGAUCCUGCAGCAACAUCGGUACUCAAGAGGACGACGUCGUGUUUGCUCGCAGGACAUCCUCGCCUACUUCCGAAGCUUUUUCUAUCGUCAAUACCCUGAAUGUCGUCAACCAAACGCUAGCGACACGUUGAUCUACGCUGAGCAGGACGGAAACUUUUCGGUUCCCACCCCAAUGCCUCGAGAAACCGGAGAACUGCUGGUGGUUUUCGAUUUUGACGACUCGUUAGUGAACGAGGACUCGGAUGUGUUCGUGUUCGGGUCGCUCCACCCAGAGUUGUGUCAAACAGUGUAUGAACGACACGCUAAGAAGCCGAUAUGGCCGAGCGUGUUCGAUGAUAUGCUCCAGGUUUUGUCGAGCGAGAAGCCUCACGUGACGCCUGAGUUGAUUCGUGACGCGGUGGCCCAGAUUCCGAUCCAAGCUCGUAUGAUUGACGCUAUCCGUAUGGCAGUGGAAUUGUUCGGUGCGGAGGUCAAAGUCAUCAGCGACGGCAACACAUUCUACAUCGAGAGUAUGUUGCAACAUCGAGAGUUGAGUGAACACGUCAAGGAAGUGUUUGCCAACCCUGUCGAGCAUGAAACCUUAGACGAUGGACGCACCAGACUUCGUAUCCGUCCGUACCACGCCGAUCAUCUCGAUCCACAUGGAUGCACGUGGUGUCCUACAAACAUGUGCAAAGGCAGCAUUUUGGAUUCGAUUCGCAACGGGAAAUCCUACUCCCGCGUGAUUUAUAUUGGCGACGGCACUGGAGACUUCUGCCCGGCAUCUCGCCUAACAGAGAAUGAUGUGGUGCUUGCGCGGUCACACCUCGUUAAUGGGAAUCCGUACGGUUUACAGAGAAGAAUCAACGAAAACCCUGGUGUCGUACACGCUCCCGUCGUGUCUUGGAGCACAGGAUACGACAUCUACCGUCGAUUCGCUCAGUUCUGUCCGUCUCCGUACGUCAUUCCUCGUGUAACCCCGCGAAUCUCCGGCAGCGUUUUGGUCGUGUUUGAUUAUGACUGGUCGUUGGUCAACGAGAACUCGGACACUUUCAUCUUCCAGCAAUUAUAUCCCCAACUUCUUGAUACAUUGCGGGAACGACGCAAGACGCAGCCAUCGUGGACGAAGAUCAUGGACGAUAUGCUUGGCGUGCUAGCAGAAGACAAAGCGAACAUUACUUCGGACACGAUACGAGCCACAGUGGCCCGUGUUCCUAUUCAAACGCACAUGCUGGAUGCUCUUCGUCUCGCUGCUGAGAUACACAGCGCCGACGUCAAGAUUGUCAGUGACGCGAACUCUGUGUACAUCGAGAGUAUGCUGGAACAUCAUGGCUUGACACAGGAUGUAAGCGAGGUCAUCACAAACCCCGCUUCAUUCGAGCUAGAGGAGAAUGGGUGCAGUCGUCUUCGUGUCCGUCCGUACCAUGGAGUAGCGUAUGAACCUCAUGGCUGUAAAUGGUGCCCCACGAACAUGUGCAAGGGUCGAAUUGUUGACAUCCUGCGUAAUACACAUUCAUACACGUCUGUGCUGUACGUUGGCGAUGGCUCGGGCGAUUUCUGCGCAGCGACGCACCUGACAAAGAAUGAUGUCAAGCGAAUUGAUAGCAAUGCUGAAAUGGUGAAGGCGGCUGUGGUUCCCUGGAGCACGGGCGACGAUAUCUAUCGUCACUUUGCGCAGUUUUUUCACGCGCCACCUCAGUGA
This is a messenger RNA of Phytophthora infestans T30-4, 2037 nucleotides long. RefSeq names its product pyridoxal phosphate phosphatase, putative. Gene Ontology annotation, molecular function: phosphatase activity. The coding region runs from base 1 to 2037 and encodes 678 amino acids. Lineage: Eukaryota; Oomycota; Peronosporomycetes; Peronosporales; Peronosporaceae. The record is from RefSeq and is a predicted model, not a curated record. The transcript is spliced from 6 exons.